Molecule: messenger RNA, 1818 nt
Organism: Penicillium soppii
Lineage: Eukaryota; Fungi; Ascomycota; Eurotiomycetes; Eurotiales; Aspergillaceae
Product: flavin-containing monooxygenase
Exons: 6
Coding region: 1-1818 (605 amino acids)
Molecular function (GO): NADP binding; N,N-dimethylaniline monooxygenase activity; flavin adenine dinucleotide binding
Source: RefSeq, a predicted model, not a curated record
AUGAACGGUACAGCUCGUGCUUCGAAGGGCAUCAUCACGCCGUUGGAUGCGCAGCCGGUAGAAGAGGGAAUGGCACCACGAACCAGAUGUAUCGUUGAAGAACGAUCUGUGGAUGAAGUUCGUCCUCUAAGGAUUGUCAUCAUCGGAGCUGGCAUUUCUGGAAUCCUCGCGUGCAUUCGGCUUAUGCAGAGAAUCCCAAAUCUGCAACUCUGCAUUUAUGACAAGAACCCCGACAUUGGGGGAACUUGGUUUGAGAACCGUUAUCCCGGAUGCGCCUGUGGCAUGUAUCCCCCUCCGAUCACUAUAUGGAUACUUUCUCACUGGCAGCGGUGGCACACAGAUAUCCCAGCUCAUACCUACCAAGCCUCUUUCGAGCCCAAUAAGGAAUGGUCAACCUUCUACGCCAAGUCUCCUGAGAUCCACAAGUACUGGACGCGCGUAGUCGAAAAAUAUGGAUGCAGAAAGUAUAUGAAAUUGAAGCACCGUGUGGCCAAUGCUAUUUGGGAUGAAAGUAUCUCAAAGUGGAAACUACAAAUUGAAGCUAUCGAUACGGGCUCCGUGUUGAACGAUCAGUGCGAGGUUGUGAUUCAGGCAACGGGUGCCUUGAAUGAUUGGAAGUGGCCGCAGAUCCCCGGGCUUCAUGACUUCAAGGGUAAACUGAUGCACAGUGCAUCUUGGGACGAAAGUUAUGACUACAAAGAUCAGCGAGUCGCAGUCAUUGGAAACGGAUCAAGCGGCAUCCAGAUUGUCCCUGGAAUCUUGCCCGAUGUGCAACAUAUAGAUCACUAUGUUCGCAGCCGCACUUGGGUGUCUCCCUCUUUUGCACGGAAGCAUAUUGAAAGACGUGGUAACGGAUUAGAGAACUUCACUUUCAGCCAAGCGGACAUUGAACUUUUCAAACGGGAUCACGAAUCAUAUCAGAAAUUCCGCAAAGAGGUCGAGCUAGAGCUGCAAUCUGUCCACGGAUCUACUAUCGAAGGCACGGAGAUGCAAAUUCGCGCCAGAGAGGAAUUUGUGAAGAACAUGAAACGACGACUUAUAGCGAAACCGGAGCUGAUCGAUGAUCUCAUUCCUUCCUUCCCGCCUGCGUGUCGUCGCCUGACCCCAGGGCCCGGUUACUUGGAGGCAUUGACAAAUGAUAAGGUCGAUGUCGUCACGUCAAGCAUAAUGAAAAUUGACGAAACCGGUAUUAUCACCACAGAUGGACAGCACAAACCUGUGGAUGUCAUUAUCUGCGCAACUGGGUUCGAUACCUCUUAUACUCCCCGGUUCAAGGUGAAGGGGCGGGAAGGACUCACGUUGGCUGAGCAUUGGAACGAAACGCCCAAGACCUACCUGUCAAUUGCUACUGAUGGAUUUCCAAAUUACUUUAUAUGUUUGGGGCCCAACGCCGGGCUAGGUGAGGGCAAUCUUUUGACUCUGAUUGAGAAAGAGGUGGAUUAUUUUACAGAAUGCGUACGCAAGAUUCAGCGCGACAAUAUACGCGCAAUGAGUGUGCGACCUGAUGCUGUCAGUCGCUUCACUCAGUUCUGCGAUCAAUAUUUCUCGCGGACCGUGUUCAGCAGCAAGUGCCGCAGUUGGUAUAAGGGCGGGACUGAAGAUGGCCGCGUUAUAGCCCUCUGGCCUGGAUCAUCAUUGCACUCGAUGGCUGUGUUUGAGCACCCCCGCUGGGAAGACUUUGAGUACGAGUACGUUGGAGACAGCCCCAUGGGCUGGCUCGGAGAUGGGUGGACGGAGAAUGAGAAGUACAACAAAAUCAAUGUUGAUUAUCUAGAUGAUGAGCAGAUUGACUUUCCACAGCCGAUCAAGGCUGUCUAG